Messenger RNA from Torulaspora globosa, 495 nucleotides. RefSeq names its product putative hydrolase (gene NIT2). The record is from RefSeq and is a predicted model, not a curated record. Lineage: Eukaryota; Fungi; Ascomycota; Saccharomycetes; Saccharomycetales; Saccharomycetaceae. Bases 1 to 495 code for a protein of 164 amino acids. The transcript has a single exon.
AUGAAAGAAUCUAGUGGUGUGCAACCGGGUAGCAAGGCGGCAGAGAUUGUGCAGACGCCUGUAGGUAGGCUUGGGCUGGAAAUAUGCUACGAUAUAAGAUUUCCUGAGCAAUCCUUAGAGCUGCGGUCCAAAGGUGCUGACAUUUUAUGCUUCCCGAGUGCUUUCACGAUGAAAACCGGAGAAGCUCAUUGGCAGUUACUGGGGAGAGCUCGUGCUGUUGAUACUCAGUGUUUUGUUGUCAUGCCAGCCCAAAGCGGGAAGCACGAUACGGGAUCUGGCGCCGACUCUUCACAAGACUAUGUCGAACGCAUCUCGUGGGGUCAUUCGAUGGUUAUCGACCCUUGGGGGCGGAUUAUCGCACAAUCAGGUUGUAACGGUGAAGAAUUGAUUAUCGCUGACUUAGAUUACACAGUACUUGAGAAAGUAAGGGCCGAUAUGCCCUUGUGGGAACAGCGUUCGGCUGCCGCUAAGGCGGCUGACCAACGCGCAAAAUAG